Molecule: messenger RNA, 745 nt
Organism: Temnothorax curvispinosus
Lineage: Eukaryota; Metazoa; Arthropoda; Insecta; Hymenoptera; Formicidae
Exons: 5
Coding region: 51-737 (228 amino acids)
Biological process (GO): detection of chemical stimulus involved in sensory perception of smell; sensory perception of smell
Cellular component (GO): plasma membrane
Molecular function (GO): odorant binding; olfactory receptor activity
Source: RefSeq, a predicted model, not a curated record
UUAAUAUUUAAUGCCGCAAUUUGACGUGACUGCCGGGUUUUUGCUCUUCUAUGGGGAGCAUGCGCGUUUAUUUUGCACUACAUGUUGAGAAGAACGGAACGAUUCUUUUCACGUCAGUUUUUGAUAUGGACAUUACGGAAUCUACAGGUUACCGAGAUUUUGUGUGGGCAGUCGAACUUCAUCGCUUGGGUAUGGAAAUGAUUGGCUUGUGGCCGAAAACGGAUAAAUUUAUUAAGAAAUACCAGUGGCUAGAAUUUCGAGUCGGUAUUAUUUUAAUUUUAUUAAUAAUUAUUUUUCUUCCGACGAUGUGUACCUUUAUGAACGUUUGGGGUAAUAUGGUACUCGUAAUAGACAGUUUGCAUAUCGCAUUACCCAUGGUGACAAUAAUAGCGAAAUAUGUUGUUAUACGAUGGAAACGAACAGAUAAAGUUACUGUUACAGAAAUGUACUAUACGACAAUUUUUCUUAUUUCUUUGUUGAUGAAUACUUUUCUUUAUUGUGGCGCAGGAGAGCUUAUAACGGAGCAAAGCAAUUCAGUACAUCGUGCUCUGUGCGAUCUUGAAUGGUAUAAAUUGGAAUCAAGAAAGGCGAGAAAUCUUAUUUUGUUAAUGAUACGAACCAACCAUCCUUUUCGUGUCACUGCAGGAAAAGUUAUUCCAUUAACACUGGCUACGUUUUGCAGCCUAUUGAAAACUUCGAGUGGAUAUAUAUCGUUUUUACUAAGAAAACAUAAUUAAAGAUAAAU